AUGGAGCAAGCAUCGUUUAGGAGUGGCGGCUCAGAGGCAGAUGAGCUGGACAUCCGGGGCGACCACUGGGGGGCCGGCCUGGGUUCUCAGAAGGGGUCCCGCAAAGCUGCCCCUGUCCGGCCCGUAUCUGCCCGCUCCUAUGAGAAUGCAGCUGCUGCUGAGAGGGGUAGCCCAGCCAGAGGCAGCAAGCUGGGCGGGGGCUUUGGGCAAAUGGCACCGAACAAGGGCGUUGACUUCCUGACAGGCAGCGUGACCCAGUACAACAAUCACCUGUUUGAUGACUCAGAGGGGGACGACAGCCCCGCCAGGACGCCAAGCAGCGGUUACGUCCUGAGGCCUCCGACUGCAUCAUUGCAGCAGUCCGUUGCUGCCCUCAAACGGAAAGAGAGGAGUCUGAGUGGUGGGCUGGCUGUAGCCAACGACAGCCUUUCCCGCACCAUGCGGCCAGGUAGUGCGGCAGGAUCUCGGCCGCUCUCCCCUCGAUCACCAAUCGGGGAACCUGCACUGAGCAGCUUUGCAGAGAGACGGGAUUCGCCCCCACCAAGUGUUCCCAGCGAGGAAGGCGACGAGCCUUACGUGCCCAACCUGCGGCAGCUAGACCCCGGCCCCCGCGCGUCUCCCAAAAAGCAGCGCUCAGAUUCCCUGAGCCCCGCUGCGCAAGAGGUUGAGAAAGAGCUCAACGACUACGGGAUCGAGUCGGUGUACGAGCCGAUCAGCCCAACGGUUGGGAUCGCCUCAACUCCCUCGGGAGCAGUGGACCUGAGCGACGUGCGGGCCUUCCUCAUGCAGCCUGGGCCACGUGACAAACCCGUACAGUGCCAUAUUCGGAGGGAGAAAGGGAAGAAAAGUGGACAUCCAGUCUUUGUGUUGUGUCUCACGGAGGGCGAUCGGUUUCUCCUUUGCGCAAAGAAUGAGCCGAAAGCAAAAACAAGCAACUACGUCAUCUCUCUUGACCGGGAUGACUUCAACCAAAGCAGCGCAAACUACUUCGGAAAGCUUCGGGCCAACUUCAUGGGGACGGAGUUUUGGUUCUACGACAAAGGCGCGGACUGCUACUCUCAGAACCCCUCGAGCAUCAGCGUUCCGAGCAGCCAAGCGGAGCGCGAGAUGUUGGGGUGCGUGACGUAUCAGUACAACGUGAUGGGGACACGCGGGCCGCGCAAGAUGACGGGGGUCAUCCCGAAGCUGGACGCCAACGAACACAGGUGUACCUUCGACGCCAACGGAAAGCGAAAAGACCAGGCAAUUCUGGAGAAGUUCCGCAAAAAGGAAGAGUCGGAGAAGAUGGUCAUCAUGCGGAACAAGCCGCCCAAGUGGAACGAGCAGUUGGGCGCAUAUUGUCUCAACUUCAACGGGCGAGUCACCCAUGCGUCCGUCAAGAAUUUCCAGCUCGUCACUGAUUCGGACAAGGAGACCAUCAUCCUGCAGUUUGGGAAGGCGGGCAACGACUUUUUCACAAUGGAUUAUCAGUACCCGAUGUCAGCAUUGCAGGGGCUGAAAGGAAUCAAGAUUGGGCUUGACGAGGGUUCAAAAGUUGCGACCGCAAAAACCCCCUGGGAGCUCGAAGCUCAAGAGGCUUAUCUCCACAGCGUCCCGUAG
Molecule: messenger RNA, 1599 nt
Organism: Klebsormidium nitens
Lineage: Eukaryota; Viridiplantae; Streptophyta; Klebsormidiophyceae; Klebsormidiales; Klebsormidiaceae
Source: the annotation of a GenBank genome assembly